UCGUGGACGAAUCAAUUCGUUGUCACAUCAUUGUCGUUGACGUAUAAAAACGGAAAAAUUGCAAUGCAAGACGGCGAUCCGGAUCAUAUUGCACUAAUAUCAGCGAUAAAAAAUGGAAAGUUCGACAACGCAAGUGAAAUUUUGGAGUACGAUCACGAAAAUAAAUACGUAGGUCCAUUAGGUGUCCUUCAAGUGACAGCCCUGCAGAUGGCUGCUUGGCAAGGGAACAUAGAUCUGUUGAAUCAACUCCACGAGAGAGGCGCCGAUAUAAACAGCAAAGAUAAAAUUGGUAGGUGCGCACUUUAUUAUGCGGUGUACAACGGUAAUACUGAGGUAACAGAGUGGCUUCUUGAACAUGGAGGAGACGUCAACGUCAAAAUCGGCAUCUACCUAAAAGAGAACUUCAUACCUGACUAUAUAUACAUCGCGAACAGACAAUAUUAUAGCAUGUCAAAAGGACUAUUGCCAAUACUUUACGGCGGGAAAAGAACGCCCUUGCAAUUCGCGGUGGAGAAAAAUUACGCAGACAUUGUGCGCGUUUUAGUGGAAAGCGGAGCAAAUGUGAAUGUUGAAGAUGAGUACCCGAUUAUCCCGUUGUUCUUAGCAGGAAUAUUGGUAAAUCUCAACGAUCCCAAUGAAAUGAAUGAGUUCAAUGAGAUCGUUGGGAUUCUGGUCGCCGCGAAGGCGUCCAUUAAGGCUUUUCCAGAUAGUACAGAGAUCACUCGUCUGCACGUUACGGCAAUGCUACGCAGUGUAGCAGUAACGAAGAUAUUGUUAAAUGGUGUAUGGCCAUUAAAGAACUAUGAAAGUAUGCUCCUUCAUUAUGCCGCGGAAUUAGGCAAUAUUGAAACACAUCUACUUGAAGCAAUAUCACCCGAGUUUGAUAAUGAUACACCUUAUACGAACAUUACGGCUCUUCAUGUAGCUGCUUUUAAUAAUCAUCGCAAGUGUGCACAAGCUUUGAUCCGUCGUGAAGCUAAUUUAGUUGCGAAAACAAAGACCGGAAUUACCGUCGUGGAUGCUAUAUUUAGUUGUAUUUCGCAACCAUUAGACUUUUUAACAGACGUCUUAAAUUCUUGCGUAACACCAGAAUGUGACAAAAGCAUCGUGGUCAACUUCCAUAUAUUGAUUCCAAGAGUUGAGACGCAAAUGGCAGUAGUCACAGCCAUUAUUGCAGCAACUUCGGAUAUGAAGCAACUGGCAAUAUUACAGCAUCCAGUUGUGGAGACCUUUCUCAGAUUGAAGUGGAAAAAAAUAAGAAUAUUUUUUUUCCUUCUUAUAUUCAUACACACGUCCUUUAUUAUUUUUCUCUCAAACUAUGCUUUAAUGUUUGCACAAAAUGAUGCUGAUCACGUGGUGACUCGAAGAAUAGUAGCAACCUGUUCUUGUAUUCUUUUGCUUCACAAUAUAAUUCAAAUUAUAUUAGAACCAAAGUAUUAUCGCAGACAACUAGAAAUGUGGUUGUCAUUGAUAUGCGUCAUACUAUCCUUGAUAACGUCGAUAGCAGAAGAGUUCGUAAAAUGUUCAAAGGAAGAAAUCGAGUCUCGGCAUUGCAUGGAUUGGAUGCUACAUUCCAUCAGCAUCGCAAUCUUGCUGAGUUGGAUGCAAAUGAUGUUGUUAAUUAGCCGAGUUCUAAUGUGGGGAGAUUACGCGCUCAUGUUUUACACGGUAUUGAGGAAUAUACUAAAGGUUAGCCAAAAUAAUUAACAUAUUGUUUUUUCUUAGAGCAAAUUAUACUAUGUUUCAUACAUUUAUCAAAAAUCUAAUUACAAAAUAUAAAAAUUAGCAUUUUUUAACUUUUUACGACAAAUCCGAUUUUUUCUUAAUCUUUAAACACACCGAUUCUGUAAAAUACGAAAACACAUUUUUGGGUCUGGGAGGC
Messenger RNA from Solenopsis invicta (red fire ant), 1882 nucleotides. Its product is annotated as serine/threonine-protein phosphatase 6 regulatory ankyrin repeat subunit C-like. The transcript is spliced from 6 exons. The record is from RefSeq and is a predicted model, not a curated record. Bases 64 to 1707 code for a protein of 547 amino acids. Lineage: Eukaryota; Metazoa; Arthropoda; Insecta; Hymenoptera; Formicidae. Gene Ontology annotation, molecular function: protein binding.